This is a messenger RNA of Effrenium voratum, 449 nucleotides long. NCBI's taxonomy places the organism in Eukaryota, Dinophyceae, Suessiales, Symbiodiniaceae. The record is from the annotation of a GenBank genome assembly.
CGGGUUGCGGAUUCAGAAGAUUGGCAACCCGAACAUGGAAAGAGGACGCCGCUACCAGCGGGGAGGGCGUCGGGACGGGAGCCCUGGGAGCGUCAGCUCCGGCUCCUCUCGGGGCUCCCGCCCCGACAGCCUUGACAGACGGCUGCAGGACGCCGAGGAAAUCCUUGCGAGGAUUGCGGAAGCCGAGGCGGUCAAGGUGGACAGUGUGGUCACCAUGGACCUAGAGACAUCCUCGGCGGCUCAGGGGUCCCUCUCGUUGCCGGAGCUCAGCGAUUCCCCGCAGGGGUCCCUCUCGUUGCCGGAGCUCAGCGAUUCCCCGCAGGACACGUGGAGCUCUUGGAUUUGGAACCUGGUGUCCCUGACGCAGAAGGAGCAGGCGCCGGAGAAGGAAGCAGAGGCAGCCGAAGAACCACGGAAGGAAGAGCCGGCUGCCGCAGAGGAGGCGCGUU